Molecule: messenger RNA, 750 nt
Organism: Ogataea haglerorum
Lineage: Eukaryota; Fungi; Ascomycota; Pichiomycetes; Pichiales; Pichiaceae
Exons: 1
Coding region: 1-750 (249 amino acids)
Biological process (GO): vesicle-mediated transport
Molecular function (GO): protein-macromolecule adaptor activity
Source: RefSeq, a predicted model, not a curated record
AUGAACAGAAUAUUGAUCGCUGGUAAAGUAGGCGUGGACAAGGUACGGCUUGUCCAAGACGUGUUCUCCAUCUCUGAUAAAGAUUUAACAAACGAUAGAUGUCAAAGUGGCAUUAUCGUGGACGAUGUCCCGAUUGAAACCAAGUAUUACAAAGCAUCGGUCUCUAUAUUCAUUGAUGAGUUCGAGGUUGCUGCAGAAUGGUUCAACGAGCUUGAUACACCAGAAGCCAGAAUACUCCGAGAAGAAAUACAGGGGCUAGUAAUUUGUAUUGAUUUACAGACGACAAGCAAGGAAGAAAUCAACGAAAUCGAACGACAUUUGGAGCGCCUAGCGACUAAACUGGACGACGAAUAUACCGAAGAUUGUGGUGAACCACAGUGGGAUGGAUUCAAGAUUGUCGUUGGAUUUAAUCCGCAGGAGGCUGAGGAUUUCUAUCAGGAUAUGUUUAUCAUGUCAGGGUUUGAGUACAUUACUUAUGAUCAAGAGCGGAUCCGCGAGUCUAUUCAAACACAUAGAUGGCGAUCUCUACAGCAGCAAAAACGACCAAGCAAGCCAAUAAAAACUGCUGCUGAUUACACAGAACCCUUGCUGGAUCACGGUAGUGACAAGUCUUCAGAUGUUCUGCAGCUUGUGGAAAAAAUGAAACAAGCCCGCAUUGACGCUUCGCGUCUUCCCGAAGAUCAGAGGCAUGAUUUUGCCCAGAGAGUAUCCGAAAAUAUACUCGACCUCUUUGAAAAAGGUAAAAUUUAG